Messenger RNA from Besnoitia besnoiti, 4665 nucleotides. RefSeq names its product acid phosphatase. Lineage: Eukaryota; Apicomplexa; Conoidasida; Eucoccidiorida; Sarcocystidae. Gene Ontology annotation, molecular function: ferric iron binding; acid phosphatase activity; ferrous iron binding. Bases 1 to 4665 code for a protein of 1554 amino acids. The transcript is spliced from 3 exons. The record is from RefSeq and is a predicted model, not a curated record.
AUGACGCCAACGGUUCUCGCUCGCCGGCGCGACGGCUGUCCGAAUUUUUUCCUGGCCGCUGUCUCCGCUGUUGUGGCUGCUUACUUUCUGUUUCUUUCGCCUCCCCAGCGCCGAUGCACGACUCACGCCGUCGUCUCUGGUGACGAGCUUUGUGCGGAGGUGUUGGCAGUUGCCGCUCGAGAGGCGGAGUCGGCGGGAGGGAAUUCUCUGGAUCGCACGGAGGGUGCGCGGCCGCGACGCCUGAGCAGCAUCAUAAAGAAGUUCGUCGUGUGGGAUCCCGUUGAACGUUUGAUGCCGAGCUUGAAUUUGGAUCAGGUGGUCUUCAUUGCAGGCAAGCAUCGAGCGGAUCUUUCGUCAGUGUUUCAUACAACGCUUGAUGAUGUGUUGACACUGUUUUUGCGUUGGUUCGACACCGAUGCCAGACUGGCGUGGGCAGUCCAGGGCUUCAUUACGGAGGCCGCACUGCUUCGGGAGCAUGUGCGUUACCAGGAACAAAUGAUUCAAGAGUACUCCGACAGGACUUCGGAACACCACGCUGAUACAGAGAGGAAUAAGAACAAAAUUUUGAGUCUAGAAGUCUACACAUAUCUAGCCGCUAUCAAACGCCGUCUCCGGGACUGGUCAUGCGAUGGGAACGCUUUCCACCGAACAGGGCCUGAAGGGCUUCAACUCGCACAGAAGGCGAUUCUAACUGAACGUGAUGCUGGCUUCUUCAGAGGUCUUCCCUUCAGUGUCCUCCGUCUCGCCCGGGGAGUUUACGCGGAAAAUCCGCCGGCGACAGUUGAACGUCUUCGGGAGGAGCUUCUCCUGCGCGGCGUGCAGUCGCUCGACGACUUGCUUGUGAAAACGAACUUCAUCGAUAUGUUUCUUCUGUUCAACAUUCUGGACGAGGCUUUCACCCAGCUCGACGUUCUCCGCGAGUUUGUGCGCAGCUGGGAAUCUUAUCGCCUCGAAGGCGUCGUCCCGCCUCUGCUGCCUGCGGGCCGCUGGGAGGGGUCGCAGAGCCUGCAGGAGUUGAUGAGUGACGACCAGUAUCCGUCGACGAAAUUUCCAAAGUGCUCCACGCUGACCUGUGUGAUGCAGCACACGUGGGCGGAGAACGCCUCGGACGUCUUUACGAUUGAAAAAGAAAAUGUGAACUCUCUGAAGCUCCUCUUGCUCGGUAGCACCGGCAUCAGCGAGUACAAGACAGGAGGAGGCAGGAAAGGCCUGUGGUAUAACGUCAAGCGCUUCUUUUGGACGAAUGAGUUCGACCAAACGGUUGAAGCGUUGAAGCACUGGCAUGUCAAGGAGAAGGCGGAUGCUGUCUUGGGACUCGGGGAUUUCCUCGGGAUUCCAGGUCCGCUCUCUGCGCGUGAUGAGCGAUUCACCAAAAAGUGGCACGACAUCUUUGUUAAGGACGCUGGGCUCGACGUGCCGUGGCUGAUGACGCUGGGAGAUGACGAGGCGCUGGUGAACCCGUCUGCAUCUAUUCGGCAUCACUAUACUGGACAGCAUCCAAAUUGGCACAUGCCGAAUGACGCGUACACGGUGACGUUUAACUUUUCCGCCGACAUGAGAAUGGCGGAUGGCAGCAUCGAACGCGAGACGUUCAACGCAACAGUUAUCAACCUGAAUACGUGGAACCUGUUGGUCGGUAAUCCCAUUGCGAACAAUAUGCAGAGCAUGAUGGAUCGCCUCAUGUGGCUGAGCGACGAACUGUAUACGGCAAUCAACCAGAAGACGAACUGGCUCAUUGUCAUGGGUCACCAUCCGAUUCUGUCGACAGGCCCACAGGGUGAGCAGAGUCGUUUGCAGUACAUUGACGAUUUGUACAGGAACGGGCAGCCCCGCGGCACCGAGUCACUUUUGGUUCAGAUGCUGCUUACGCACUACCAAGUCGACGCCUACAUCUCUGGCCAUGACUACUUCAUGGAGUACAACACACUCGAAGACUUGAAUAGAAACACCACUCUCGCGUUCAUCACCAGCGGAGCGGCCUCGCGUCUGCUGGACAAAGACGUAGGGCGCGGCUGGAUCGGUCGACUUCGUGGCGCGAUGCACCCCAUUCUGUGCUGGUCGGGAAGGCGCAUUUUGUUUGCGCUACACCCCGGAGGGUGCAGACCGGAGCGACGGGAUCAGGACUACGCGUACCGGUUCUUUGCCCCGAUGGGCACGCAGUUCAAGGUGAACGUCGUGGAGCGCGUGACAACUGCCACGGGGUUCGCGGCCGUGAAACUCACCCAGGACUACAUGGUCGUCGAGUUUAUCGACGGCCGGUCGCAGAAGCUAGCCACCCGACGCAUCAACAAGCGCUCAAAUAAAGGCCAGCGCGACAUCCAGUACAUGGAUCCGAUGGCUGAGGGCCGCUUACGGUAUGGGGAACUCGAGCUGGAGCGGCAGGCCUUCGCGGAGGCGAACGAGGAACUGCUGCAGAAGGAGGUGACUUUCGCGCGUCAGUGUCCGGUGCUGGCGCAGCGAAUCAGAUUCUACGUCACGGAAAUAAACGACCUGGUUUCAAGGUACGAGGAACUUGGCAAACAGAAGGACGCAUACGAGGUGAUGGAUGAGAACAAUGUUGAGCUCAUGAUGGCUCAAGGCAUCAACAUUGUUUCGCGCAUAACGCAAGCCACAUCGGAGAUGCACGUACUCGCCUCCGAUUACGAAAAAAUGAUGAAAAAAUACCGCGAACUGCUCGCGGUCAAGGCCACGAUGCCUGCCGCUGAUGAUCCGCGAUAUCUGAAGCUUUUUCAACUCGAGAAGGCUUACGUGGACACCCGCAAGAUGCGGCAAGAAAUGGCAAGGCAGCUGGCCCUGGAAGGCGAGGGCGUACCGGAUCGUGAAGGCGAGAAGGAACUGGAACGCUUAAUUCUUAGUAUGCAGGUGCUUCGAAAGGAGAUAACUGCAAUCGAAAAAGACAUGCAGGAUAACCCGUUCGUGCCUACAGAAGAGCCACCGGAGGCUAGCGAGGGUGAAGCGGAAGAAGCGGGGGAGCGUGGCGAGGGCGGGGAGGGCGGCGAGGCAGAGAGAGGAGCGGCUGAGAGCGGCCGCAGCAUCAAAUGGCCUGAUAAUUCGCUGGUCGCGCGGAUUGAGCGAAAGCGUGAGCAACUUCGUAAGACGCAACUAGCCCUCGAGCUGGUUAAGCGCCACCCGCCCGAGGAACUUGAGAAGAUCAAGACGCAGGUGAGGCAACUCGAGCAGUUGGCCAAAGCUACGGAAGACGAGUUGCGAGCCAUGGAGCAAAGGCUGCAGCGUCAACAGGAACCUAUGGCUCCUUCCAGGGCGUGGGAUCUUUUCCAGCAGAGGCAGGAUCUGGAGACAAAGUUGGCUCAAAUCGGGCUGCUGCUGGUGCAGGUGCAGAAGCUGCCAGAAGAAGUGCGAACGUCGCCUGAGGCACAAAAGCAAGUGGAAAUGCUCAGGGCACAGAAGACCAGCAUUGAACAAGACUUUCGCGACAUCAAUGACGAACUGGGAGAGCGCACACCGACUGAUCUGCAGACCAGAUGCUUGAAGAAGAAAGCUGAGGUGUGGCGAAUGGAGACGAUUCUCGCUCAGGAGUCUCUUCUUCCUGCUCGGGAGCUGGCCAUUCCUGCUGUUCGCCAAGCGCUCAACACGGCGAAGCAAGCCAUUGGCAAACUGCGGGCGGAGCUUCAAGAACUAGAAGAGAGAGUUAGGCAGGAGCUGACUGCGCGAGAAGCAGCCUUCGUGGAAAGCCUGCAGGCGCAAGGUCUUCCGCUACCCAAGGCUGAAGACCAGGGAGGUAGUGUAGAUGAUGCUCAGCCUUUGAUGCAGCCAGAUUUUACGCGAGGAAGCCAAUCCAGAGCCGACGCCCUUAUUUACGAAUUCAAUGAAACUGAGAAGCAGAUCGCAGCCAUUGACGAAGUGUUGCGCGUGAGCAAGGAGCUGAGUCCCGAGGAACUGCAAGCAGUGGAGGGCAUGGUCGGCCCCAUCAAGGAUCUACCAGCGAGGAGGGCAUGGCUGGAGAAGCGUCUAAUAGAACUGAAGGCGCAGGCAGAGAAGGAGGCAGAGGCGGGAGAGACGGGUACAACCGAAGGCAACGCAGGGCGCCGACUCUUGGACUUCCUCGACAUGCGUCGCGAGCCAACGCCAUACAAACAUCUUGAUAAAGUUGACGUCGGCCCUAUAGAUGCUUGCCUGCAGGCGCCCAUGUUGCAGGCCCACGUCGAAAUGACGCUGCGUCCGGAUCUGCGAGAGCAGGUCAAGGAAAAGUGCAUCAUGGUGUUCGCCCAGACUGCGUAUCAAACCCAGUACCGGGUAAUUCAGCCGGUGCACUUUUUUGUCCAAAGCCAGAAGGGCCUCCAGACAUUGUUGUACCGCGUGCCCUCUGUGCACGUAUCUAGAGCAUGGAAUCAGUACUUCGGCAGCACGCGUAACACGCGGUUCAAGACGCUCAUGAAGGAGUUGAAAUCAGGCGUGAAAUUCGUGCACGACACUUUCCGUUCGCUAAGCAUCAAAGAAGCGCAGGAGCUCGAAGGUUUAAAUGGAGCGCAGCUGUCUGAAGGGUCCACUGGAGUAGCCGAGGAGGCAGUGCCGACGACGACACACGACAGCGAGAAGGCGGGAGACGUGGAAGGAGCGAGGGCAGACGAGGGUACGGAACAAAAGGAACUUCGGAAACCUGAAGGGCGUGCAGAACAGGAAAUCGAGCAGGGGAGACCUAGGUAG